This is a messenger RNA of Alternaria rosae, 2170 nucleotides long. RefSeq names its product heterokaryon incompatibility protein-domain-containing protein. The transcript has a single exon. The coding region runs from base 300 to 1784 and encodes 494 amino acids. The record is from RefSeq and is a predicted model, not a curated record. NCBI's taxonomy places the organism in Eukaryota, Fungi, Ascomycota, Dothideomycetes, Pleosporales, Pleosporaceae.
GGGAUGAAUCUCAGAACGGACGAUAAUGUCCAUCUCUUUGUUGAAGAAGACAGUACCCUCAAACUUCGAUUUGAAAGCGUGAGCCAUGAGGGUACAACAGAGGAGGUUGAUCUCUUCAUCCUCGAAAGUGGGUCGUCUUGUAAUGGAAGCGGUUUAGUAUGUGCUAAACAUAACAGACAGUACCUGCCCAUAGCCGUCUAAAAAAACCAAGACGAACCGAGCGCGCGAACUCUGAUGCAACGUUGUCUGCGGGUCAAAUCACACGAUGGCUGGAGCAUUGUAGUACAAAUCAUGGGAGUAUGACCUGUGGCUACGCAUCGGAUCCGAAACCGCUUCCGACGCGGUUGUUGCAAAUAAUUGGGCACCAGAAGCUUCGAUUGUACACGCCAUCUUCGAACGAGCGAGGACGUUAUGUCUGUCUCAGUCACUGCUGGGGAGGUUCGGUCGCUUUGCAGACGACCCGCGCGACCGAACUGCGGUUCCAUGACAACAUCGACUGGAAUUCCUUGCCUCGAACUUUCAAGGAUGGUGUCGAUCUGACCUGGCUUCUUGGGCUGGAAUACCUAUGGAUAGAUUCAUUGUGCAUAUUGCAAGACGAUCUUGAUGACUGGCGACAUGAGGGCAGCAAAAUGGCUUCCGUCUAUUCAAACUGUUUCAUUACGCUUGCAGCAACGACAUCCGCUAACUGCAAUGGUGGCUUCUAUACGGACCCAGACUGCAACACGGCCAAUACUAUAGGUAAGAUACGCCAUGAGAGCGUAGAACCCUUUGCUCUGCAUAGUCAGAAGUUAUUGCAGCAUCGAACAUUCGGCGACGCAAAGCUUCCACUGCUCAGUAGGGCUUGGGCGUUCCAGGAACGUCUACUGUCCCCAAGAGUAGUACACUUCGCCGACGAAGAGUUGUUCUGUGAGUGCAUCGGAAAAGGGUCGUGCGAAUGUGGCGUGAGCAGCUCGCAAUCGUGGUAUGGUCUUAGCAAAAGUAGGCUUACGGGGUUCCUUUCGAUGGAAAUUCCACAUACGCCUACAUCAAGCCAGACAGUCGGCUCGAUGGCCAAAAAGUGGUACGAAAUCGUGAGCUAUUGCUCAACGCUCAACCUCACAUUUCACACUGAUACCUUGCCCGCAUUGCAGGGGAUUGCUAAGCAGAUGCAAUUUAUGCGAAGCGGCUCUUACGCUGCUGGGUUAUGGGAAGAUACCAUCUUCGAUGAUCUGCAAUCGUACUCUCAAACUCGCAAUACUCUAAAAGUUCACGUAUAUCCAUCCCCUAGCUGGUCGUGGGCUUCACGGCAAAGAUCCAUUACAUUUCAGCAGCAUGGAACGCAUAGUAGAGGAUUGGCUCAAGUUAUGUCUGUUACCAUCACUCUAAAGGGCUUGGAUCUGACUGGAGAAGUUCUCGCUGGAACAUUGAUCAUAUCCGCGAGACGUGCAAAAGCUCACAUUGGUUUCACAGAUGAGAAACCUUCCAAAACUAUUCUGAAAGUUGCAUCGCGGGAUGGUACCAUGAGUGCGAGUUAUACUACUGUAGAAUGGGCGAAGAAUUUCGAUAUUACGGCUGACCGGGCCAUGGAAGUGGAGCUUCUCGAAUUGGCUCUGAUCGAUCUCGGCGGCGAUAAUGCCACCAUCUUUCUGGAUCUUCGUUCGGCUGAACACAGUACUACCGACGACAAGUGCCCUACUGAUAACAAGAUUCCGGCUUUCGAAAGAAUCGGCAUUGGCCAUUUCGACAUCCAAGAAGAAGCAGAGAUGUACCUCCAAUCCCAGCCUAGCACCAUUAGGGUGAUCUAAGUUUUGUUGUCUCUUGUCGUUUGUGAUAGUUUACACUUUAGUAUUUGACAGGUUUGCCGCAGCCAGUUUUAAAGAAAUAUUUGUGCACCGAAUAAGAUAGACAUCUUACAUGUUCAUAGAAACAGCAAGUACCUUCUGAGUACGCUAUGACAUCAACCAUAUUAUGGGAAACAUGAUCGCUUGUGCUCAAAUAGAAGUGGGGAUGACAGACCACAGCUAAUUGCGGGGAACGAUCCCAAAGUUCACUUCAACUCCGCUGGUGCUAGCAGCAGACGAAAACACGACAAAACCAUUACCCGACGUCAUGAUAAUCCUACAUGUACGGAAAAGCUUAAUACGAGAGGUACACCGAUAUAUUAUCGCAUGUUUGAUGUCAAAUUCAACUU